CAGUCGUAUCGGCACAAUUCUCAGCAUCGGCCGUCAUGUCGAGUGAUCCGGAUAUCGCAAGGUACUUUGAGAUCGCGAAAGAACUCACACUUCAAGCUGGUCAGAUAAUCAAAUGUCAUUGCGAGGAAGAAAAGGUUGUAUAUGUAAAAAAUAAAAAUGAUUUUGUAACCGAUUUUGAUAACAAAAUUGAGAAACUAUUUUUUGAUAAUUUGUCCAAGGAAUUUCCUAAUCACAAGAUUAUUGCAGAAGAAGCGGCAGCUAAAAUGCUGGAAAUGCCAGAAUUGACAGACGCACCGACGUGGUUUAUCGAUCCGAUUGACGGAACAACCAACUUCAUACACUCGUUUCCUCAGUUUUGCAUAUCCGUAGGUUUGAUGAUCUGUAAAGAGCUUGUCCUAGGCAUUAUCUAUAAUCCUAUGCACUCGGAGUUCUACAGCGCGAUAAAGGGCAAAGGUGCUUUUCUCAAUGGAAAACCGAUUUGCUGCUCUAAAGUUACCGAAUUGAAGGAAGCACUGAUAGGGCUCGAGACGUCAAUUGCACUCGUAAUUUCAGUAGGAGCGAACAAAGACAUAUAUACAGGCAGGAUAAAUGCCUUGGUCGAAAUUACGCAGGGGGUGAGAAAUAUCGGAUCAGCUGCGAUGGCCAUGGCUUACGUGGCACGGGGUGCGUUAGACUCUUUUCAUUUAGAUGACCUCAAACCAUGGGAUGUGGCAGCAGGAACGUUGAUUAUACGUGAAGCGGGUGGGAUUGUUAUAGAUACGAAAGGUGGUGAAUAUAAUGUUAUGAAACCAAAAACUAUAGCAGCAUCAAGCGAAACUCUAGCACGAGAGCUAUCUAAAUUUAUUAUUGAUAUUGAUUUAAAAACGCAAAGAAAAAGACUUAAGAGAACCUGAGAUAAGGCAUAAAAUGACUCAUUAAUUAAUUCAAAAGCUGAGUAUAAAGCAGAAGGAGACGCAGCACAAGAGGAAACAUAUAGCUAUCACGUAAUAUAAGGAAAUUAUUUAUAAAAACCAGUCUAAAGGAGUUUCCGUUGAAAAGUCUCAUUGACGCAUUUACAAGUGUCAUGUAAAACCCGAUUGCGUUAAUCAGUGUGCCAUUACAAUGCUGUGAAAGGAAAGUAAUAUAAUCUUUUCCAGUUUUCUUAAUGUUUGAUUUUUCUAUUGUCAUUGUUAUAAAUAAAAUAAAAUUUUUAUGAAACGCAAA
Molecule: messenger RNA, 1203 nt
Organism: Pogonomyrmex barbatus (red harvester ant)
Lineage: Eukaryota; Metazoa; Arthropoda; Insecta; Hymenoptera; Formicidae
Biological process (GO): phosphatidylinositol phosphate biosynthetic process; signal transduction; inositol metabolic process
Molecular function (GO): inositol monophosphate 1-phosphatase activity
Source: RefSeq, a predicted model, not a curated record